Dovyalis caffra is the source of this 2040-nucleotide messenger RNA. Lineage: Eukaryota; Viridiplantae; Streptophyta; Magnoliopsida; Malpighiales; Salicaceae. The record is from the annotation of a GenBank genome assembly.
AUGUUGAAGCUCUUCCCGGCGACAAAAAACGCUGUGUUUAAGAUUAGAAGCAGACCUCAUGAUGGUGUCUUCUUAGCAUCCUUAAUCUUGUCAUCACCUUCUCCCCAAUACUCUUCUUCUUCUUCCUAUUAUGAUUAUCAGAAUGAUGUGGUGAGUAGAGACGCAUGUCAGAAUGAUCUGGUGAGUAGAGACGCAGCAACCAUUCUCAACUCCAACAAUCCUAACCAAGCCCUUCAAUUUUUCAAUUAUGCUUUAAAACACUACCCAAGAGCUUCUCCAACCAACAAUCUUCCUUUCCUGUAUUCAGCCAUCGUUCAUGUAUUAACAUGUGGCAGAAUGUACAAACCUGCCAGGUGCUUGAUCAAAGACCUCAUCCAAACCCUCCUCCUCCAUCCAUCCUGCAAAUUCGAAAACCAUGUUGUUUCUUUAGUCUUCGAUGCUCUUAAUGAUUUACAAAGCUCUGAAAAAUUCAGUCCUGAGGUGUUUGGGGGGCUCAUUAUUGCAUUUUGUGAGAUAGGACUCGUCGAUGAAGCCUUGUGGGUGUAUCAAAAGAUUGUUAAAGUAACGCCCCCUUCAGUGCAAGCUUGUACUGCGCUAUUAAAUGGGUUGGUUAAGAAGGGUAGGUUUGUUUCCAUGUGGGAGUUAUACAAAGGCAUGGUUUCGGGCAAGGUAUUGGUUCCUAGUGUUGUCACUUAUGCUGUAUUGGUUGGCGCUUGUUGUCGCCAAGGUGAUUUUUCAAAAGCUAGGAGUUUGAUUUUUGAUGAGAUGGUGAAGGAGAAGGGGAUUAGACCAAACGUUGUUAUCUACACUACUCUUAUCCGUGGUUUUUGCAGUGAGAGUAAAUUGUCAGAUGCAGAAGCUCUGUUUCAACAGAUGCGGGAAUCUGAGGUUUUGCCAGAUUUGUAUACUUAUAAUAUUCUGAUAGAUGGUUACUGCAAAAUGGAAAACGUCAAGCAAGCACUUCACUUGUAUCAGGGCAUGCUUGGUGGUGGUCUGUACCCAAAUGUUGUUACUUUUGGUAUCUUAAUAGAUGCACUUUGCAAAGCAAGAGAAUUAUUAGCAGCAAGGAGUUUGUUCGUACACAUGGCUAAGUAUGGUGUUUGUCCUGAUUUAAUUGCGUAUAAUUCUCUCAUUGAUGGCCACUCUAAUUCAGGGAAUCUAUCUGAAGCCAUGCAUUUGUUUUUGGAGAUGGAAAAGUUCAAAAUUUCACCUAAUGUUGUUACAUACAGUAUACUUAUGAAGGGUUUUUGUGGCGUGGGUAGAACAGAAGAAGCAGAUGUGUUACUGAAAAGAAUGAAUAGUGAAGGGGUUAUUGCAAACGAUGUAACAUACAAUUCCCUAAUCAAAGGAUACUGUAAGGAAGGAAAUAUGGAAAAGGCUCUGGAAGUGUGUUCUCGAAUGACUGAAAAGGGUGUAGAGCCAGAUGUUCUCACCUUUUCAACUUUGAUUGAUGGUUAUUGCAAAGAAGGGAAAAUGCAAUCUGCUACAAGUUUAUACUGCAAAAUGCUGAUCAAAAGUAUUGUGCCUAAUGAGGUGUUAUUCACAGCUUUGAUUGAUGGGCACUGUAAGAAUGGUAACGUGAAAGAGGCCCUUCGGCUGCAUAAGGAGAUGCUGGAGGCCGGGUUCAACCCCAACGUUUUCACAGUCACUUGUUUGAUUGAUGGCUUUUGCAAAGAUGGGAGGACUUCCGAUGCUACCAAAUUUUUUUUGGAGAACACUAGAAGUGGGCUCAACGAAAAGCAAAUUAAUAAAAUGAAUGGCAGUUUUUGUACUCCCAACUGUGUGAUGUACACAUGUUUAAUUCAAGGCUUGUGCAGGGUUGGGCAAAUUUUUGAAGCUACCAAGUUUUUUCUGGAUAUGAGAUGUGGUGGUAUACAACCAGAUGCUUGGACUUACACUGUCAUAUUAGAGGGGCAUCUGACAGUGAAGCAUCUGAUCGGUGUGAUGAUGUUGCAUGCUGAUGUGAUAAAGAUGGGUAUCAUGCCAAAUGAGAAGAUAUGCCUUCUCAUAACAAGGUGUUAUCAAGAAAUGGAUACCUGA